CCGCCGCCACUCCACCCACCCGUGCCGCUGUGCCCCUCCAAAAACUUCCUUGACUCAACCAAUUGUUUGGUGACGAGAUCCUGUCCCGGUGUUUGUUUUCUUGUACAGUUUUCAACCCAAUUCCACAUACCCCAUCGAUCACCAUGAAGCUGGACGAGCUCAAGCCUCUCGAGGCCCUCCUCACCGCGGACUUCCGCCAGAUCGAGCCCCGCCUGCAGGCCCUCGACAAGCACCUGAUCCUGCGCACCUAUCUCGACGGCUACACCCUCGGCGACAUCGACACCAAGAUCUGGCUCGCCCUCCGUGGCAACCGCGCCGCCGUCUCCUUCAUCAAGCGCGGCUCGCUCGCCAACCUUGCCAGAUGGUUCAACUACAUCGAGGAGAACCACCCUGAGAUCCAGGCCGAGGUCAAGGCCAAGGACGCUGCCGCCAAGGCCAAGGUGGCCGCCGCCUCCAAGGCCGGUGCCAGCUAUGCGCUCGCCCUCCAGAACGCCGACCAGGGCGUCGUCACCCGUUUCCUUCCCGAGCCCUCGGGCUACCUUCACAUCGGACACGCCAAGGCCGCCCUCCUCAGCGACUACUUUGCCCACCAGGCUUACAAGGGCCAGCUGCGCCUCCGUCUCGACGACACCAACCCUUCCAAGGAGAAGCAGGAGUACCAGGAUGCUAUCAUUGAGGAUCUUGCCCUCAUGGGCAUCAAGCCCGACACGGUCACCUACACUUCCGACUACUUCGACUACCUCUACGACAUGUGCGUGCGCAUGAUCAAGGAGGGCCACGCCUACGCCGAUGAUACCGACCAGGAGACCAUGCGCGACGAGCGCUGGAAGGGUAUCGCCUCUGCCCGCCGCGACCGCUCGAUCGAGGAGAACUUGCGCAUCUUCACCGAGGAGAUGAAGAACGGUACCGAGGAGGGUCUGAAGAACUGCAUCCGCGCCAAGCUUUCCGUCGACAACCCGAACAAGGCUCUCCGCGACCCCGUCAUCUACCGCUGCAACAUCGAGACCCCCCACCACCGUACCGGCACCAAGUGGAAGAUGUACCCCAUGUACGAUUUCGCCUGCCCCGUCGUCGACAGCCACGAGGGCGUCACCCACGCUCUCCGCUCCACCGAGUACACGGACCGCAACCCCCAGUACCAGUGGUUCAUUGAUACCCUCAAGCUCCGCCAGGUCUACAUGUGGGAUUUCGCCCGCAUGAACUUCAUCCGCACCUUCCUUUCCAAGCGCAAGCUCGCCAAGCUUGUUGAUACCGGCAAGGUCUGGGGCUGGGACGACCCUCGCAUGCCCACCAUCCGUGGUGUGCGCAGGCGCGGUAUGGGCAUCCCUGCCCUCCGCGACUUCAUCCUCAAGCAGGGCCCUUCUCGCAACGUCGUCACCAUGGACUGGACCAACUUCUGGGCUAGCAACAAGAAGGAGAUCGACCCCAUCGCUCCCCGCCACACCGCCAUCGCCAAGAAGGACGCCGUCAAGGUCAUCGUCAAGGGCGCCGAUGCCCCCGCCGAGCCCGUCAAGCAGGAGAAGCCCAAGCACCCCAAGAACAAGGAGGUCGGCACCAAGCAGGUCACUUUCGCCAACGAGCUUAUCAUGGACCAGGCCGACGCCAAGUCCUUCAAGGACGGCGAGGAGAUCACCAUCAUGGGUUGGGGCAACGGCUUUGUCCGCAACAUCGACUCCUCUGCCGAGGUCAUCCCCACCUUUGAGAUCGACCUCAACCUCGCCGGCGACGUCAAGUCCACCGAGAAGAAGGUCACCUGGCUCGCGUCCAAGGGCCAGACCCUGGUCCCCGCCGAGCUCUGGGACUUUGACUACCUCAUCACCAAGGACGUUCUCCAGGAGGAGGAUAACAUGGAGGACUUCCUCAACCCCGUCACCGAGACCAUGGAGGAGGCCUGGUGCGACGAGGCCUCGGCUACUCUCAAGAAGGACGAUAUCAUCCAGCUCGAGAGACGCGGUUACUACCGGGUCGAUAAGGGUCUCAAUGACUGGAAGGAGGGCGAGGAGAAGAAGCUCGUGCUGUUCUGCAUUCCUACUGGCAAGACUGGUUCCAAGUAAGUGUGUUGCAACUGAAGCAUCAUGUAAGCGGGGAAAAGUUAUGUUGGGAAAAGUUUGUUGAUAGAAUGAUGGUCGAUGAAUGUAAUGAAAACAUUUGAAUGGUCAUAUUGUUGUAACGAUGCGUUGUGAUUCUGUCUGGUAAAGUUGAAAGGUCACGAUGGCCUCGCCGUGUCUGGGGAAUGAUAGGGUUAGGGUUUGAACCUGUUGUCCUAGGAGGCUAGCGCAAAGCGCAUCGAUUGCCCAAGGUCUUGCGUUGCCCACCACUGCUCUACUUACCCGGCACUUUUGCACAAGCUGGUCACUCGCCCCAAGUACCUUUUUGCUCCAAGAUCAAGCCAUGUCACUCCUACUCGGAGUUCACAUAAAGCAUGCGAAACCAAUUGUCAACAGAACUGAAGACAUGGAAACAGCCGUUUACAAUUUGCUGUCGCAUCAAUGGCGCAGAGUUACAAGAGUCAAACCGUGCCGCUUUUGAACCUGAGAAGUGGAAGGGACGGGAG
Messenger RNA from Neurospora tetraspora, 2554 nucleotides. Its product is annotated as putative glutamate--tRNA ligase. The transcript has a single exon. Lineage: Eukaryota; Fungi; Ascomycota; Sordariomycetes; Sordariales; Sordariaceae. Gene Ontology annotation, molecular function: glutamate-tRNA ligase activity; ATP binding. Bases 144 to 2054 code for a protein of 636 amino acids. Gene Ontology annotation, biological process: translation; glutamyl-tRNA aminoacylation. The record is from RefSeq and is a predicted model, not a curated record. Gene Ontology annotation, cellular component: methionyl glutamyl tRNA synthetase complex; cytoplasm; cytosol.